GUUUUUUACUGUGUAGGAGGUUUCCUCUAUUGGUCUCAGACAGCAACAGAAACAUCAGCCUCCCUGUCAGUGGAAAUCAGUUCUUAUGUGCUGUUGGCCAAACUCAGUGCCUCCACAAUUGCUGAUGGGCUGGGUUAUGCCUCUGGCAUCAUUAGAUGGCUGACUGGCCAGCAGAACUACUAUGGAGGCUUCUCCUCCACUCAGGACACAGUGGUGGCUCUUCAGGCUCUGGCUCUCUACUCCACUCUGAUGUUCAGACCUGAGGGUUCAAGCACAGUGACAGUUCAGUCUGACAGUCGUCAGCUGACAUUUGAUGUAAAUCAGGGCAACAAACUGCUUUACCAGGAGGAGACGAUGCAGGACAUGUCAGGAAAAUACAGCCUGGAGGUGAAGGGCACUGCAUGUGCUUCGGUGCAGAUUUCUGUUCACUGCAACAUCCCGAAUCCCACUGAUGUCACUACUCUCAACGUGGAGGUCAAAUCAAAGGUUCAUGCAACAAGUGAAUCCAGACGCAAGCUCACUCUGACAAUAAAAUCCCUGUACAUUGGAAAGGCGAAUUCUACAAACAUGGUAAUCCUGGAUAUCAAAAUGCUCUCUGGAUUUGUCCCACAUGCAGAGUCUUUAAACAUGCUCAAAGGUGCCCCAUUGGUGGAUCGUCCUGAACAAACAGAAGAUCAUGUUCUGCUGUAUUUACAGGAGUUACCAAAGGAUAUACCCAUGAACUACAGCUUGAUGAUCAUAGAAGAACCUCCAGUGGACAACCUGAAGCCAGCGAUGAUCAAAAUCUAUGACUACUACCAGCCAAGUGACCAGGCUGAGACUGAAUACAUUUAACCAUCAGCUGCAGCUUAAAGAUGUGCAGUCAGUCGUGAGGUCAUCACUCAAGUUAUACAACUUGCAUUUUUAAUAAAGAUGCUUUUUAAAAACA
Oreochromis niloticus (Nile tilapia) is the source of this 928-nucleotide messenger RNA. Its product is annotated as alpha-2-macroglobulin-like protein 1. Gene Ontology annotation, cellular component: extracellular region. The annotation marks the transcript as partial. NCBI's taxonomy places the organism in Eukaryota, Metazoa, Chordata, Actinopteri, Cichliformes, Cichlidae. The transcript is spliced from 8 exons. The record is from RefSeq and is a predicted model, not a curated record.